Homalodisca vitripennis (glassy-winged sharpshooter) is the source of this 1063-nucleotide messenger RNA. Its product is annotated as piggyBac transposable element-derived protein 3-like. Lineage: Eukaryota; Metazoa; Arthropoda; Insecta; Hemiptera; Cicadellidae. The record is from RefSeq and is a predicted model, not a curated record. The transcript is spliced from 2 exons. The coding region runs from base 152 to 460 and encodes 102 amino acids.
CAGCUGACAUCCUUCCAGAAGGAUUGAUGCAGUGUUUUUGUAAUGACCCUACAGAUUUCAGUUCAAGUGGGCACCACUACAAGCAGCACUGUUUGUUUGUCAAACACAACUUAAACAUUAGUUGAGCACGUGUUUUGGCAUUGGAGAUUUUAUGGUUGCCUUGUUUUUACUAUUGAAAACUUUCAGUUCUGGAAAAAUGGAUGAAGAGGACGCUGUUCGUGUGGAUGGGAGGCUUGUUCCCUUGCACCAACUCCUAGACUUUAUUGAAGGCAAUGAUGAUGCUAUAACAAACACACGAGUCAAUAUAACUUUACUGCCUCCAACAAACGCAACAGAUGAUAUGACUGACGAAGACUCUGGGGAUGAAGAUAACGUCGAGAUAGACAAUGUACCUCCAAGCCAAAUAAAUGCUCCUGCUUUCCUUGAAGUAGUAAAUGAUGAGUUGAAAAAAAAAAUGUGACAGUAAAAAAACAGUGCGCCUUCCAGAAAUUGCUUUUACAGAUCAAAGGGCUCACAAAAGAAAGAACACAUGCUCUUUGUUUCAAGCUAAUAGUACUCAGAUGACUGAAAAGAAAAAAAAGGCUUUCAAUUGGAAAAUGAAUUGUGAUCUAGAAGCAAUACUUGAGGAGUGGCCAUUGAUGACUACGGUUUGCUAACAGAGAAAAAACACCUUUAGAAUAUUUCGAGUUGUUUUUUGAUGAAGAUGUGAUAAAAAUGAUGGUAAAAUAUACAAAUCAAUAUGCAGCUAAGAGAAACCGUUUGGGCGAUUGUUCAGAGGCGAUUGUCACAAAAAGGCAACUACAAAGUGCAUAAAAUGUGUAGUGCCACUCCAUGUUUCAUGCUUUUUGCACUAUCAUACAAAAUAAGUGCUCAUAAUAUAAAUGUAUCUUUCUUAAGUGCUUUUAGUUUAAGUAUUAUUUCAAAAACCAAAUUGUAUUUGUAAUUAAGAACUUUACAUGUAUUUGGCUGACGUCCUUCCAGAAGGAAGGCCGAUUUUAAGAAAUAUAGAGUUUCCAAAAUGGCGAAAACUUAAUAUCCUGUUUAUUUUCAUCCUAUACUAUUA